Messenger RNA from Thecamonas trahens ATCC 50062, 1122 nucleotides. RefSeq lists its product as uncharacterized. Bases 1 to 1122 code for a protein of 373 amino acids. The record is from RefSeq and is a predicted model, not a curated record. Lineage: Eukaryota; Apusomonadida; Apusomonadidae. The transcript has 2 exons.
AUGCUCCGUGCUGCACAGGCUGACUCGGACUGCUCCGCUGCCAUGUCUCCGGAACGGGCACAGGUCGAUGUCUACCGAUCAGACUUUGUCGCCUUUAACUCUUCCCUUCGCAUCGAACCGCCCUGGGCAAAGCAACGCCGUCCCUGGAGCCGCCGCCGCUCCCGUCACCACCGCCCGGUCCCCUCCGACUCGUCCGACUCAAAUCCGUUCUACGUCGAUCCGUCGAGCUCAAGCUCAGGCGAGGACCUCGCCCGCAAGACCCGCGCCUUGGAGACCCGAAUGGCCGCCGCCGAUGCCGACGCUGCAGAGUUGCGUGAGGCUGCCCGGCUCGAGCGCAUCUUUGCUGCCGCGCAGGCUCGGCUCAUGUACCACAACGCUGAGCUGUGGCAUACCAAGCCCUCGCGCGCCUAUGCUUCGGGCUCAUCAUCCGGUGCGUCGUCUGCAAGCUCAUCGGACUCGUCGCGCGCCCGCCGGUCUGUUACCCACGCAGGCCUCCGCCCUCGCUACGGCUACCACCGCUUCGCCUCGCUCUUCCGCGACGACGGCUCGGGCGCCCUCCGCACUCGAGCCCUCAACCGCGCCUCGUAUCACUACUCGCGCUCAGUCCGCUUGCCGCUGCCAAGCAGGGCCAUUUCCGAGCCAGCCCGGCAGCGCGGCUGGAAGGACUGGAUCCUCGACUGGCCUCGCAGCGUCUCCCGCCGUGAUCAUCCGUCACUCCCGCCGCCCUGGCCGCACAUCUACCUCCGUCCGCACGACGAGCCGCACUGCCCGCGCUGCAGCUUUUGGGCCGCCUACCGGGUUGACGCCCACGGCCGUGCCUAUCAGACCGCCAGGCCGCGCAAAGAGCUGGAUGACGAGCUCGACGCCUGGCGCUGCGCCCACUGCGGCAUCGUCUACGACGGGCCGCCGCCCGGCAUUCGCGACGCUCUCGAGUCUGGCAUCCCUGCACCGCGGACGAGGUCCCCGCCGCCAGUCGAUGUCAUUGUCGUCGAUCGCUCACGCGCCUCACGCCGCUCACGCGUCUCGCGUCGCCCCCGUCGCUCGUCCCGCCCUCGCCGCUCACACCGCUCACAUCGCUCGCGCCGCUCGCGCCGCGCGCACCGCUCGCGUCACCGCCGUUAA